Messenger RNA from Ustilago hordei, 1188 nucleotides. RefSeq names its product putative ERG10 - acetyl-CoA C-acetyltransferase, cytosolic. Lineage: Eukaryota; Fungi; Basidiomycota; Ustilaginomycetes; Ustilaginales; Ustilaginaceae. Gene Ontology annotation, biological process: fatty acid beta-oxidation. The record is from RefSeq and is a predicted model, not a curated record. Gene Ontology annotation, molecular function: acetyl-CoA C-acetyltransferase activity. Bases 1 to 1188 code for a protein of 395 amino acids. The transcript has a single exon.
AUGGCAAGCCAAGCAUUCAUCGUCGCAGCCAAGCGAACUCCCUUCGGUGCCUUUGGAGGCAAACUCUCCCGUUUCACCGCAUCCCAACUCGGAGGUCUUGCUUCCAAAGCUGCUCUCUCUGAACUUCCCUCCAACACCCAAGUCGAUGCUACCAUUUUCGGCAAUGUACAGGCAUCCGACAACACAGCUGCUUACCUUGCUCGUCAUGUUGGACAUCAUGCUGGGUUGCCUGUCACCACUCCUGCUUUGACGGUUAACAGAUUGUGUGGAUCUGGUUUCCAGUCUAUCAUCAAUGCUGUUCACGAGAUCCGAGUCGGUGACUCCAACGUCGUGCUCACCGGUGGUACAGAGUCAAUGUCUCAAGCACCUUACACCCUGCAUGGCGUUCGAUUCGGCAACACCCGCUACGGACAGGAUCUUAAGCUUGUCGAUUCGCUGGCUGCUGCGUUGACUGACCAAGUGCCCACUCCCACUCCUAUGGGUGUCACUGCUGAAAACCUGGCUGCAAAAUACGGAAUUACUCGUCAACAAUGUGACGAAUACGCACUGCAGACCCAGCAACGCUACCAAAAGGCACUUUCGGAAGGCGCCUUCAAAGGCGAAAUCGUCCCCGUCGAAAUCAAGUCCAAGAAAGCCACCGAAUCGUUCGAAGCCGACGAACAUCCUCGUGCCACAACCACCGUCGAAUCCCUCGGCAAGCUCCCUUCUGUCUUCAAGAAAGAGGGCACUGUCUCUGCAGGAAACGCUUCAGGCAUUUGUGACGGUGCAGCAGCCAACGUCGUCGCCUCGGGAGAAGCUGUGAAGAAGUUCGGCAUGAAACCCCUGGCCCGCAUCGUCUCCUACGGCGUCACUGCAUGCGAGCCUAGCAUCAUGGGUAUUGGUCCUGUUCAAGCUAGUAAGCUCGCUCUUAGCCGUGCUGGAUUGAAGGUAUCGGAUAUGGACUUGAUCGAGGUUAACGAGGCUUUUGCUGCUCAGUUCUUGGCUGUCCAGAAGGAGUUGGAGUUGCCUAACGAAAAGACAAACAUUUUCGGUGGCGCUAUCGCCCUCGGUCACCCAUUGGGAGCUAGUGGUGCAAGGAUCAUGGCCAACUUAACUCACAACUUGAUCAGGUUGGAUAAGAGGUACGCUCUGGGUGCAGCUUGCAUUGGCGGUGGUCAGGGUAUUGCGAUUGUUAUUGAGCGUGUCUGA